This is a messenger RNA of Yamadazyma tenuis ATCC 10573, 1620 nucleotides long. NCBI's taxonomy places the organism in Eukaryota, Fungi, Ascomycota, Pichiomycetes, Serinales, Debaryomycetaceae. The record is from RefSeq and is a predicted model, not a curated record.
AUGUCAAGCGAUAAAUCACUCCCCAGAGACAUUGAGAAUUACGCGGAUGUCACAUUGGACUUGAUUCAAAAAAACGGCGGGACCGUGGCCGAAUUGACUCCCGAGAAAGAGAGGAAGUUGAAGAUCAAGCUUUGGCUAACCAUCGUUCCUAUUGCGUUUUUAGUCAACGCGACAUUGUUCAUCGAUAAAGAUGCGGUGACAUUCAGUUCGCUUUUGGGGCUUUUUGACGAUAUGGGUAUCUCAUCACCUGAUUACAAUAACAUCCAGACGUUCUUCUACUUGGGAUAUUUUGUGGGCCAAGCCCCUUCCCACUACUUGUUCCAGCGAUUCCCCGUAUCCAAGUUUAUCUCUGCCACUUUGGCAGUUUGGGCCAUUUUGUCCUUCUGUACCCUUGGGUGCAAAAGUUACGCGGGAAUGGCAGUUCUUCGGUUUUUGUUGGGGGCCUUCGAGUCAGGAAUCACACCAUGCGUGGAGCAUACUUUGGCAAUGUUCUUUACGUUGGAAGAACAGGCAUUUGUAAACCCGGUAUUUUGGAUUUCGUGUUUGGGAAUCGAUCUCCCAUUUGCAUUUGUCGCAUACGGACUUCAGUACACCACCAAAUGGAGACCGUGGAAAUGGUACUGGCUCUUAAUUGGGAUCAUUUCCUCUGUGGUAUCGGUGGUUGUGUAUUUCAUUUACCCUGAUAAUCCUGCCUUAUCUCGGUUGUUCACCACCGAAGAGAAGAUUCACAUUAUCCAACGGGUCAAAAAACAGUCAAGGUCCUCGAUCGAACAGAAAACCUUCAAGAAAUACCAGUUUGUGGAGUGCUUGAAGGAUCCAAUUUCGUGGUUGUUUGUGCUCUUCUGCCUCAUGAACAUGUUGGAAAACUCCACCUCCUACCAGUCCUCCAUCAUUUACACUGAGUUGGGAUUCGGCCACUUGACCAGCACGCUUUUGAUCGCAGUGACAACCGCCUUUUCCAUUUCUUGUGCCUGUGCUGGAGCCUUUGCCCUUAGUCGGUUUAGAAAACAGUCGGUGUUUGUGGCAGUAGUGUUUACGUGGCCUGCACUUUUGGGUGCAAUUCUCGCCGUCAGUAUACCUUGGGAUAACAAACCCGGUAUUUUGGGGGGAAUCUUCAUGACCCGUUCCAACGGUACCGCCUACAUCAUUUCGUUCUCGUUGUGUCAGACGACUGCUGCUGGGCAUACCAAGAAGCUCACCAGAACCUUACUCUUCAUGUUGGCUUACGCUGUAAGUAACAUGGUUUGUCCGCAAAUGUGGAGGACUCAGUACCAGCCAAGAUACAGAAUCCCUUGGAUUAUGCAGAUGGUGUUUUCAUGGUUUUUGGCACCAUGUUGUCUUUUGACCAUUCGAUACAUUUUGUCCAAGAGAAAUAAGGAAAGAAGAAGAUUAAUAGAGGAAGAAGGUGAGGAUCUUGACUACGGGUUCAUUGAUUCUGUUGAUGAGAACGGGGACUUGGUGAAGGACAAGGUUGAUGUGUCGAUGCUUGAUCUCACUGAUUUGGAGAACAAGAGGUUUAUUUAUCCUUUAUAGUUUGUUAAUGGUAUUGUUUGAAUAUAGAGAUCACUUACUGAGAAGGCAACUUAAGCCUCGGUGCUGAGAAGGAACGUUUUGUCUUUA